Mizuhopecten yessoensis (Yesso scallop) is the source of this 4492-nucleotide messenger RNA. RefSeq names its product probable protein phosphatase CG10417. Gene Ontology annotation, biological process: protein dephosphorylation. Bases 104 to 2134 code for a protein of 676 amino acids. Gene Ontology annotation, molecular function: cation binding; protein serine/threonine phosphatase activity. The transcript has 10 exons. The record is from RefSeq and is a predicted model, not a curated record. NCBI's taxonomy places the organism in Eukaryota, Metazoa, Mollusca, Bivalvia, Pectinida, Pectinidae.
CGAUUAUGUCACGUGAGUCCAUCCGACAAACCGCGAAAUACACACAUGUAGGGUUUUAGUAUACACGUAAAGUAAGUCGAAUCUCAUAGUGACUGCUUUAGCCAUGGGUGUGUAUCUGUCUACGCCAAACACAGAGAAAAUCUCUACUGAUCAAGAAUGCAGUAAUUUCACAUAUGGAGCGUCAUCAAUGCAGGGAUGGCGAAUGUCUCAAGAGGAUGCCCACAACUGUAUUCCAAGUUUUGACGGGAGUAAUACAGCCUUCUUUGCUGUGUAUGAUGGCCAUGGAGGUGCUGAAGUUGCUCAGUAUUGUGCAGAACAUUUCCCUGAUUACUUAAAGACCCUUGACAAGUUCAAAAACAAGGAAAUAGGUGCUGCCCUGGAGGAAGCCUUCCUGGGCUUUGACAGCCAUCUUCUUACAGAGGAGGUCCAGAAAGCCCUCAAAGUGUCGGCAGGUUUAGAUGAUAUUGUUGAGGAUGAAGAAGAGAAAGUUCGACAGAAAAAUGAGGCAGAAAUGUUGCGACAGGAAGCAGAAAUGCCAAUAGAAGAGCUAAUGGCACAAUAUGAAGGUGCUGGCAUGCCGGAAGAAAUAAAAAACCUUCGCAAGAAAAAACAAAUUAAUUCACCGAUGAUCCGUGCCAAGAAGCAAUAUUUUGGCCAGGGUGAUGAAAAGGAUGAGGAUUUGAAGGACAAUGUGCCACUUGAAGGGUCGGUCAUCCCAUUGCGGGCCACCGCCAACAUCCAGGAAAAGUUGGCCAAUGGCCAUGCUGAAAAUGAAAACAAUUUAAACAGAGAGAAAGAACAGAGUGACUUUCUACAGAAGGCCCAAGGAGGCUCUGCAGCCUCCUCUGCCAGUGAUAUCAGGAAGAUGGAGUGCGAUAGUGUGAUUAAGACAGACGAGGAAUCCAUACCAACCUCGACGCAGCGAGUGGAGUCAUCUGAGGCUUGCUCUUCAUCUGUAUUAUUAUCAUCAUCAUCAUCAUCAUCGCGUAGUGGGGGACAAUCAGUACAAAAUGCCAGUGUUUCUAGCACGAACAAUAAACAGGAAGCAGUGGUGAGUAAGUGUGAAGUAGAAGAGUCGUCUGAGGCAGACAGCACAUCCCAGGAGAUGGAAACAGCACAAAGAGGGUCAUCUAGUCAAAAGUUGGAGAUCGAUGAGAGUCCGUCAUCAACCCGUGCGACGGACAGCAAUGUAGGGGGAUCUGCAGGUAGUGCACACACUGACCACAUCAGCAAUGGAGAUUCUGGAGGGUCCGGUCAGAGUAAAGAAACAUCGCCAUUAGGGGGGAAGAAGCAAUGUAAGAGUAGGCAUGUAGAGGAUAUAGAUAGUGGAGAGGAGGAUUUAGAUGACGAGGACAGUGAAGAUGAAGAUGUGGAGUUCAACAGUGACGAGGAGGAGGAGGAUGAGAGUGACGACAGCGAGGAGAGUGAGGAGGAAGAAGAAGAGGACGAUGAUUUAUGUUAUCCAACUACCAAUGAUCAGAACAAUGAUGAGCCUGGGUACUGUAGUGGGUGUACGUCAGUGGUGGCUGUGAUCCGGGACAAAGAGGUGGUUGUGGCCAACGCCGGAGACUCGCGCUGUAUACUGUGUAGGGAUGGCAAAGCCCUGGACCUGUCAUUUGAUCACAAGCCAGAAGAUGAUAUAGAACGCAAUAGAAUAGUGGCAGCAGGGGGCAAAGUCACCAGUGAUGGACGGGUCAACGGGGGACUUAACCUAUCUAGAGCCAUCGGUGACCAUUUUUACAAGAGAAACAAGGACAAGGAUGCAAGGGAGCAAAUGAUCACGGCCCUACCAGAUCUUCAGUCUGCCACGCUGCAGGAGACCGACCAAUUCAUGGUGCUCGCCUGCGAUGGCAUCUGGAACUACAUGACCAGCCAGGAAGUUGUUGAUUUCGUUUCUGAAAGAUUAAAGGAUCCUGAGAAGAAGAAGAAACCCUCUGUGAUCUGUGAAGAGAUAUUUGACUAUUGCCUGGCUCCAAACACGCUGGGCGACGGGACUGGCUGUGACAAUAUGACAUGUAUGAUCAUAACCUUCGACCAGAUGUGGAACAACAACCAAAACAAACGUGCUGCCGAACAGCCGGACGGACAGCUGGACGGACAGCCAGAAAAGCGAGCGAAAGUCGAGCAAACAUGAAUCAUUGUGGUGGACACCUAGGUUUUUGGAUAAUUUAGUUUUGUAAAUUGACUGGUCAUCUUGUCUAGCAUAACAUGUAUACAAUCAUGAAUUAGUUUCAAGUUUUUAAUGGAAAAAAAUCAUUUUGUUUGUGGGCUCAAAUAACUGUUGCCUGUGAAAUUGCACAAUUUUAUCCAUGUUUUGAUGGAUUUGAAGUUCAAUGAAGAUAAUUUGAAACUAAGUCUAGAUAUUAGAGAUGUUUUGGUAUAAGUGCUCCUCACGUCUUCACUGUAAUAUAAAUUCAACCAUGUCAAUUUUUCAGAAUUAUUUAUAUCUUCAACUGGUUUACCAGCGUUGGUUGUUCAAGACAGUGUGGCAUACAGGAUCCGUACAUCGAGCCUGGAGAAGGAGAAUGUAUCCACAAUUAUCACAAGUAAAGUUGUGGAAAUACAUUUACAAGCAGUAGACCAGGCUGGAUACAAUAUUUUUACAACAUUGUCCGACAGUUUUAUAGUACUGUAAUAUUUUUGAACAUGGAAACUGAAGCAUACAUACCAUUAGGCAUAUCUGUCAUUUUUUACAAGUGAACUUUUUUUUCAGUUAUGAAUAUGUACAUAAUUGUCUUUAAUAGACAAGAAGGGAUUUAUAGAUUUUACCUAAGGAAAGCUUUGUACAAAUUGUAUGUAUCUAGAUAGAAACCUAAUGCAGCUACACUUGGAAUAAUUGUGUCACUAGAUCACUUAUUUCUCCACUUCAAUUUGGUGCCUGGGACUUGGAUCACUGACCAAAAUAACUAAAGUGUAUCAUCUGAUUUGCUGGCAAGAUGGACUUGGACGUAUCUUCUGAAGUGAUAGUCAUAAUUAAUUGGAUUUUGCAUCCAAAUUGCAUACCAAAGAGAUGAUUUGGAUCCACCAUUUCGGUCGCUAGAGAAAAAAGGAAUGGGAAUAGGAGAGUGACUGAGAUAUUUAAUUCUGCAAUAGUAGCCAAUCUGUCAUCAGAAGGUAUGUAACGAUUGUGAUAAUCUGGUACACGUUCCUAAUCUGGAAACCCAUGGUCAGGAUGUCGCUGUGCUAAUAUAGGGGUCUGAUGGGCUGUGUUAGGCGAGUGAUCUGUUUGUGUUAGGCGAGUGAUCUGUUUGACUGUGAUCUGGUAAACUAGAUCUAAAUUAAAGGUCCUAAAUUAAAUGUAAAUUCUGGACUUGCCCAAACCAAUUAAAAAAAGGACUCCAAAUUAAUGUUGUUUUCAUUUGUGUGAUGGGAAACUUAAAGAAUCUUGCAUUGUUCUGACAUAUACUUUUAAUUGUUGCUGAGAUUUUCCUACUAGUGUUGUAUUAAUGAUUUGAUUUAAAAUGAUUUGUUACGAAUUAAUUUUGUUUGAUUUUUAAUGACUUUCUCAAAGUCUACAGAGAAUGCUUUCAAAACUUUUUUUCAAUGUACAAUUCAUAUCUUGAGCGUGUUACUUUCAUGGUAGUUUUUUCCCAAAUUAGAUUGAUUUCAAAUUCCACACAACAUUAAAUAAAAAUAGCACGUGUUAGACACACAAAAAGAUAUCGUAUUUUCCUGCUAUCUGAUCUGUGCAUGUGACUAUUUUCAUUAAAGUUAGUGAAGCCAUCCAGAUUGACAAAUGGAUCCAUAGAGAUGUUUUUGUAACUUCAAAUGUCAUAUAUAAGGCAUUAAGAAAACAAACGUAUGCUUUUCUUUCGUACAUAUAAGGAUCUUGCAAUCAGAUUGGUGCUCAGUUUUAAUGUUUGAAUUGUCUUUUGAAAUGAUUCUUAAGUGUAUUUGACCAGAUAAAAUUGAUGGGUUUAGUAAAAGUGUAGCUACUUCAGAGAUCGUAGUCAAUUUCUGCCUUUAAAUACAAAUCUGAUUAUUACUGUGUAAAAUUGAAAUUGAUAUGAUCAGUCACAGGCACCAUGGUAUAAAUGGGUCUAUUCCAUUCGAUAGAUGUUAUUUUGUAUGUUUCUUUUUGUUGAAACUAUUUAUUUUUUACAAUUUUAAACAUUCUCAAUAAAAGAAUAUGCUAAAUAACAAUUAAAACGAAUGGUGCUGCUAUUUAUCAAAUUGUUAGGUUAUUUCUCUUUGAGUUUGCUAAAGGAAUUUGCAAUGAGUUCUGCCACUUUAAAGCCAUUGUUACACUAUUUCAUCAGAGAGCUUCAGGGUAUAUUGUUUUGCAGUGGUUUUAUUUCUGUUGUUUGCUUGGUAUUGAAACAAAUUGAUGGAUCAAUCCACCAGCUUCGAAAUACUGAAAGUGGUUCCAGUGCUCUUAAACAACCAAAACUACGUCGCAUACCGUAACACUUCUUAGAUCUGUUAACUACGCUAUACACGUUUGUCACACCGUUCAGAUGUAGAUCUAAUAAUAAAGAUUAGUUUGGAGUCU